AUGGCUCUUGAUUCCUUCAAGCGUGACUAUGGUCUUGAAGGUCGAGACCAGCACGAGAUUGACACUCUCCAAGGCAACAUCGUUUCGACCUUUCAGAGCGGAUGCUUCUUUGGCGCUUUGCUGGCGUUCCCAGUGGCCGAGAGGAUUGGUCGCAAGAGGAGCAUCAUGAUAGCUUCUCUCAUCUUCCUCGUUGGCGCUAUCUUGAUGACUGCUUCAAAUGGUCGGCUUCCAGUUCUCAUUACAGGCAGAGCUAUCGCAGGUCUUGGUAUCGGCGCCGUCUCAUUGAUUGUCCCAGUUUACAUUUCGGAAACGAGCCCUCCCAGCAUUCGAGGUCGACUUGUUGGCAUCUUCGAAAUAUGCUCUCAGUUCGGAGGAAUGACGGGAUUUUGGAUCAACUAUGCUGUGAACAGAACAAUUUCCGAGGGCACCAAAACUCAGUGGAUUGUGCCGCUUGCAGUACAAUUGCUACCAGGGACCAUUCUGUUCCUUGGUAUGCUCUGCUGCCCGGAGACACCACGAUUCAUGGCCAAGAAGGACAACUGGGAAGCGCAGAGAAGAUUCUUUGCCAGCUACGCACGCUGCCUGCCGAUCAUCCAUACAUUCGUCGAGAACUUGCCGACAUUCCAAUUCAAGCGACUGUUCCAGAAAGGUACCCGCAACAGAAUCGGGCUGGGCCUCAUCUUGAUGAUGUGUCAAAACAUGACAGGCGUGAACAUUAUCACGUACUACAGCCCCCGUAUCUUCCAAACUCUGGGCAUCACCGGGACUUCGACCAAGCUUUUUGCAACAGGCUUUUACGGUAUAGCUAAGACUCUUGGGAUGAUUGUCUUUUCCCUCUGGCUAGUCGAGAAGGUUGGUCGAAGAAAUGGUCUGAUCUACGGGGCAUUCAUUGGAUCGCUCCCGAUGUGGUAUAUUGGCGGGUAUGUGUUCAAGGCUGAUCCUACUGCUGCGCUGAAGGCAGGCAACGCUACACGCAGCGGAUGGGCUUAUCUGGCCAUGGUUUGUGUAUAUCUAUAUGGUUUCAUUUAUUGUGCGACCUGGCAGGGCAUCACGUGGGUGUACUGCUCGGAGAUCUUCCCUCUCGACAUCAGACUGCUCUGUGUCGCCAUCACAACCGCUGAUCAGUGGCUCUGGUCAUUCAUCAUUUCAAGGACCACACCGUACAUGAUCACGUCACUAGGCUACGGUACCUACAUGUUCUUCGGAGCCUUGAUGCUCCUUAUGGGUGUUUGGGCUUUCUUCUUCGUUCCGGAGACGAAGGGCAAGACUCUGGAACAAAUGGAGACACUCUUUGGCGCUCCUUCAGCCGAGUCCGAAGCUGAGAAGGUCGUGGAUGAUGAGAAGCCAGUGGGAAUGGUUCAUGUUGAGAAUCAAGCGGCCGAGAAGAGUGGUCGUUGGAAGAUCACUCGAGUCCUGAGCGCUUAG
Messenger RNA from Cyphellophora attinorum, 1425 nucleotides. Its product is annotated as Quinate permease. The transcript has 3 exons. Gene Ontology annotation, cellular component: membrane. NCBI's taxonomy places the organism in Eukaryota, Fungi, Ascomycota, Eurotiomycetes, Chaetothyriales, Cyphellophoraceae. The record is from RefSeq and is a predicted model, not a curated record. Gene Ontology annotation, biological process: carbohydrate transport; transmembrane transport. Gene Ontology annotation, molecular function: carbohydrate:proton symporter activity. The coding region runs from base 1 to 1425 and encodes 474 amino acids.